Myotis davidii is the source of this 3936-nucleotide messenger RNA. Its product is annotated as zinc finger protein 14. Gene Ontology annotation, cellular component: nucleus. Gene Ontology annotation, molecular function: RNA polymerase II transcription regulatory region sequence-specific DNA binding; DNA-binding transcription factor activity, RNA polymerase II-specific. Lineage: Eukaryota; Metazoa; Chordata; Mammalia; Chiroptera; Vespertilionidae. The record is from RefSeq and is a predicted model, not a curated record. Gene Ontology annotation, biological process: regulation of transcription by RNA polymerase II.
GCUAACGGCCCAGGUGUGUCUGCGUCAGCGCCAGUCCCACUGUGAGCUAAGCCGCCAGCGGGAGCUGAAGGGGCGUUGCCGGGGGGACCCUAGAAGCUGGGAAAUGGACUCGGUGGCCUUUGAGGAUGUGGCUGUGAACUUCACCCAGGAGGAGUGGGCCUUACUGAAUCCUUCACAGAAAAAGCUCCACAGAGAUGUGAUGAGGGAAACCUUCAGGAACGUGGCCUUCUUAGGUAAAAAAUGGGAAGAUGAUGACAUUGAAGAAAACGAGGGAAGAAAACAAAAAAGUCUUAUGUUAGAAAAACUCGGUGAAGGGGAAAAUGGUAGUCAAUGUGGAGAAAACUUCAGCUUUAGUCCAAACCUCAGUCUAAACAAGAAAACACUUUCUGGACUGAAACCAUGCAUAUACAAUGCAUGUGGGAACGUCUUCAUGGAUCAUUCAUCCCAUAAUAGGCACGUCAGAUGUCAUGCUGGACGCAAGCCCUCUGAGUAUCGGAAAUAUAAAGAGAAGCCAUAUAAAUGUAACAUAUGUGGGAAAGCCUUCAGUUAUCUUCAGUGUUUGGAAAAUCAUAAAGGAACUCACAAUGGAGAAAAAACCUGUGAAAGUAAGGAAUGUGGGAAAACCUUUAGUUCUUCAACUUCAUUUCAAAUUUGUGAGAGAAAGCACCCUGGAGAGAAGCCUUAUCAGUGUGGACUCAGUGGAAAAGCCCUCAGAAAUUAUCCAAGUUUUCAAAGCCAUAAAAGAAGUCAUACUAAAGAAAAACUACAUGAAUGUAAAAUAUGUAGUAAAGCAUUCCAAUAUUUCAGUAAUCUUCAAAUACAUGAAAGAACGCACACUGCAGAAAAGCCCUAUGAAUGUAAGGAAUGUGGAAAGGCUUUCAGAUCUUGCAGUUCUUUACUACCACACAAAUGGGCUCACACAGGAGAGAAACCCUAUGUAUGUAAGGAAUGUGGAAAAGCGUUCAGAUAUCCUAGGUCCUUGCAAACACAUGUAAGGUCUCACACUGGAGAGAAACCCUUUGAGUGUAAAAAAUGUAGUAAAGCAUUCAGCGAUAUCAGUUAUCUUCGAAAACAUGAAAAAACUCACAGCGCUGAGAAACCCUAUGAAUGUAAGAAUUGUGGAAAAGCCUUCAGAUCUCCCCGUUACUUAAAAUCACAUGAAAAGAUUCACACAGGAGAGGAACCUUAUGAAUGUAAGGAAUGUGGAAAAGUCUUCAAAUCUUUUAGUUAUUUACAAACACACCAAAUUUCUCACCCUGGAUGCAAACGCUAUGAAUGUAAGGAAUGUGGAAAAAUCUUCAACUAUUACAGUUCCUUACGAAUACAUGAAAUAUCUCACACUGGAGAGAAGCGCUAUGCAUGUACAAAAUGUGGUAAAGCACUCAAGUAUCUAAGUAAUCUUCGAAUACAUGAAAAAACACACACUGCAGAGAGACACUAUGAAUGUAAAGAGUGUGGAAAGGUCUUCAAAUCUUAUCGUUCUGUACAAACACAUGAAAGAACUCACACAGGAGAGAAACCUUAUAUGUGUAAACAUUGUGGUAAAGCCUACGUUUCUCACAAAUCCCUUCAAAGACACAUGAAAAUACAUCUUGCAAUAACACCUUAUCAAUGUAAGGAAUGUGGGAAAGCAUUCACUCGCCUUAGUUUGUAUCAAAGAUACGAAAGAUUUCAAACUGGAGAGAAACCCUAUGAAUGUAAGCAAUGUGGUAAAACCUACACAGAACACAUUCUCUCCAGAUGGGAAUAAACUCAUACUAAACAAACCUACGAAUGUAAGGAAUAUGGAAAAGCCUUUGUUUGUAACAUACCCCUUUGGAAUCAUGGAUUGUGAGUGCACAGUGGAGAGAAACCAUAUACAGUCAAACUUUGGUUCUCAAAUGUCUUCCAUCUUGAACAAUUCAGUUCUCAACGAAGUUAUUUACAGAAAAAUGUAUUCCUUGUUGCCCUGGCCAGUGUGUCUAAGUGGUUAGAGCCAUUGGCCCACGACUCAGUGGCCUUUGAGGAUGUGGCUGUGAACUUCAGUCUGGAGGAGUGGGCCUUAUUGGAUCCUUCACAGAAGAAACUCUACAGAGAUGUGAUGAGGGAAACCUUCAGGAACCUGGCCUCCAUAGGAAAGAAAUGGGAAGCUUAUGACAUUGAAGAUCAGUACAAAAACCAAAGGGGAAAACAAAGAAACCCAGUAUUAGAGAGAAUCUGUGAAGGGGAGAAGAAUAGUCAAUGUGGGGAAAACUUCAGCCUUACUCCAAAUCUCAGUCCAAAGAAAAAAUCUCUUCCUACAGUAAAACCAUGGGAAUACAGUGUGUGUGGGAAAGUCUUCAUGCUGCAGUCUUCCCAUAAUAUGCACAUCAGAAGUCACACUGGAAACAAGCCAUCUGAGUGUCAAAAUCAUGGAGAAAAGCUGGAUAAUUAUGAUGUAUGUGGGAGAACCUUCAGUUAUCUUCAGUGUUUUGACAAACAUGAAAGGAAUCACAAUGGAGAAAAAGCCUAUAAAUGUAAGGAAUGUGGGAAGACCUUUAGUUCUUCAACUUCACUUCAAAUACACGAAAGAUCCCACACUGGAGAAAAACCUUAUAAAUGUAAACAGUGUGGUAAAGCAUUCAGUCGUCUCAGUUCUCUUCGACGUCAUGAAAGAGUUCACACUGGAGAGAAACCCUAUGAAUGUAAGGAGUGUGGAAAAACCUUCAGGUAUUAUCAAAAUUAUCGAAGACAUGAAAAUAAAUUUACUGGAGAGAAGCCCUAUGAAUGUAAGGAAUGCGGGAAAACUUUCAGAUGUUAUCAAAGUUUUCGAAGGCAUGAAAGCAAUCACAGAGAAGUGAAACCAUAUGUAUGUAAGCAAUGUGGUAAAACAUUUAGUUGUCUCCGUUAUCUCCGCAAACAUGAAAGAAAUCACACCAGAAAGAAACCCCAUGAGUGUAAAAUAUGUCGUAAAGCAUUUAGGUAUCCCAGUGAUCUUCAAAAACAUGAAAGAAAUCACACUGGAGAGAAACCUUUUAAAUGUAUGGAGUGUGGUAAAGCCUUCAGUGAUCCCAGUUCCUUGCAAACACACCAAAGAACUCAUAUUGGAGAGAAACCCUAUGAAUGCAAGGAAUGUGGCAAAGCCUUCAGUUCUCAUCAAUGUGUCCAAAUACAUGAAAGAAAUCACACUGGAGAGAAACCCUAUGAAUGUAAAAUAUGUAGCAAAACAUUUGGUUAUCCCAGUUCUCUUCGAUAUCACAAAAGAACACAUACUGGAGAGAAAUCCUAUGAAUGUAAGGAAUGUGGGAAAGCCUAUAGAUAUCUCAGUUCCUUACGAAUACAUGAAAGAAUUCAUACUGGAGAGAAACCUUAUGAAUGUAAGGAAUGUGGGAAAUCCUACAGAUGUUAUCAAAGUUUCCAAACACAUGAAAGCAACCACACUGGAGAGAAACCGUAUGUGUGUAAAAAAUGUAGUAAAGCAUUUAGCUGUCUUCACUAUCUUCGAAAACAUGAAGUAAGUCACACUGGAAAGAAACCCUAUAAAUGUAAAAAAUGUAGUAAAGCAUUUAGGUAUCCCAGUGAUCUUCAGAAACAUGAAAGAAAUCACACUGGAGAGAAACCCUUUGAAUGUCAGGAGUGUGGGAAAGCCUACAGAGAUCACCGUUCCUUACAAACACAUGAAAAAACUCACACUGGAGAGAAACCUUAUGAAUGUAAGGAAUGUGGGAAAGCCUUCAAAUGUUAUCAAAGUUUUCAAACACAUGAAAGAAAUCACACUGGAGAGAAACCGUAUGUAUGUAAAAUAUGUAGUAAAGCAUUUACUUGUCUCCGUUAUCUGCGAAAACAUGAACGAACUCACACUGGAGGGAACUCUAUAUAUGGAAGCAAUUUGGAAAAUUCUUCAUUUCUCACACAACCUUUCAAAAUCUGAAGAUGAACCUGAGAAAAAUUAUAUUAAUGUGCACAAUUUGCAAAAGG